This is a messenger RNA of Malania oleifera, 1535 nucleotides long. Its product is annotated as WRKY transcription factor 23. The transcript is spliced from 3 exons. Lineage: Eukaryota; Viridiplantae; Streptophyta; Magnoliopsida; Santalales; Ximeniaceae. The coding region runs from base 282 to 1352 and encodes 356 amino acids. Gene Ontology annotation, biological process: regulation of DNA-templated transcription. Gene Ontology annotation, molecular function: DNA-binding transcription factor activity; sequence-specific DNA binding. The record is from RefSeq and is a predicted model, not a curated record.
AUCUUCAAAAACUCCAUGCUUCCCUGUUCACUCCCCAAGCUUACUUUAUUAUUUAACCAAACAAACCCUCUCUCUCUCUCUCUCUCUCUCUCUCUCUCUUUUUUAUACCAAACAAACCCUAUUCUCUCUCUCUCUCUCUCUAAAUCACUUUCUCAGCUCAUGCCUCAUCUUGAGAAUUCCAAAUACGCACUCUCUCUCUAGCUUUCUCUCUCUUUCUGUGUGUGUGUGUGUGUGUGUGUGGGCAAGGGUUUUGAUGAAGAAUUUGCAGUAGUGAUCAUCUCAUGGAGAAGACAGAGGCUGCGAAAAUGGAGGGUCCAAUCGGAUCUUUGACAUUUUCCGAUCAGGUUCCGGCCAGCUGCAGCCCAUUACCGUCAGAGGUGUUUGACUUUUGCGAGGGAGAAGAGAAGAUCGGCCCUUCAUCAUCACUAGGGUUUAUGGAACUACUCGGUGUUCAAGACUACACCACUCCUUCCCUCUUUGAUUUGCUUCAGCCACCACCGCUCCUUCCUGAUCACCAUCACUACCAUCAUCAUCAUGAUCAGACGGCUGUUGUUCCCUCUGCGCCCACUCCCACCUCCACCGCCCCGGAGUCGUCGUCCGAGGUCCUCAAUCUCCCGGCCACGCCGAACUCUUCCUCGAUAUCAUCGGCCUCCAGCAAUGAUCGCGAUCCGCGGGCUAAGGCAGCUCACCAUGAUCAUGACUAUGAAGAAGGAGAGCAAGCAGAGAAGGUCACUAACAAACAAUUGAAAUCAAAGAAGAUGAACCAGAAAAGGCAGAGAGAGCCGAGAUUCGCUUUCAUGACUAAAAGUGAGAUUGAUCAGCUUGAAGACGGCUACAGAUGGAGAAAGUAUGGCCAGAAGGCUGUUAAGAACAGCCCUUUCCCUAGGAGUUACUACAGGUGCACCACUGCAACAUGUAAUGUGAAGAAGAGGGUGGAGAGGUCAUUCAGUGAUCCAAGCAUUGUUGUCACCACCUACGAAGGGCAACACACCCACCCAGUGAGCCCGACCGGGAUGCCUCGCUCUGCCGCCGCGGGAUUUCCGCCGCCACGGCUGAGCUCCGGCAUCUCCCCCGCCGCAGCCUACGCUAUGGCGGCGGCACCGGGGGUGCAAGUGAGAGCGCUGCCCUAUUCCGAUGACCAAAUUAACCAAUAUUUACAGCUGAAGCAUCAACAACAACAACAACAACAACAAAUGAUGUACUUCAAUGGUAACUUGCCGUUGUUGAGUAGUUUUGCUUGGAGGAAUGGUAGUUUGGCCGGCACCAGUGUUCCGACAACUACGUCGGAUUUGCUCAGAGAUCAUGGGCUUCUUCAGGACAUUGUCCCUACUAACAUGAGGAAGGAAGGCUAGAUGAAGAAGAAGAAGAAGAAGAACAUUUUUAGUACUACUGAGCUUCAUAUAAAUGUAUGUAUGUAUGUUGUUUCUGUUUUGCUGACUAAUUAAGAGUGUGAGACGAUGAGCUAGCAAGCUAACUGCAUGUAGAUGAAAGCCCCAUUACUCAAAAAAAAAAAAAAAAAUCUUAAUUAGUCGCUA